CCCCCCCAACAGCCAAAAUGGUGAAGCAGAUCGAGAGCAAGGAUGCUUUUCAGGAAGCCUUGGACGCUGCAGGAGAAAAACUUGUAGUAGUUGACUUCUCAGCCACGUGGUGUGGGCCUUGCAAAAUGAUCAAGCCUUUCUUUCAUUCCCUCUCUGAAAAGUAUUCCAACGUGGUGUUCCUUGAAGUAGAUGUGGAUGACUGUCAGGAUGUCGCUUCUGAGUGUGAAGUCAAGUGCAUGCCAACCUUCCAGUUUUUUAAAAAGGGACAAAAGGUGGGUGAAUUUUCUGGAGCUAAUAAGGAAAAGCUUGAAGCCACCAUUAAUGAAUUAAUCUGAUCAUGUUUUCUGAAAACAUAGCCGACCAUCGGCUGUUUAAAACUUGUAAUUUUUUUAUUCACAUGAAGUAUGGAGAUUAUAUCCACGUGUUGUCUGAUUAUAAGUGACAAUAAAAUAUUAAUUCUACUCUUUUUAAAACUGGUGUCUGAGUAGCUUUCAGAAUAAAUGAGAAAUGGCCA
Molecule: messenger RNA, 514 nt
Organism: Galeopterus variegatus (Sunda flying lemur)
Lineage: Eukaryota; Metazoa; Chordata; Mammalia; Dermoptera; Cynocephalidae
Gene: TXN
Product: thioredoxin
Exons: 5
Coding region: 18-335 (105 amino acids)
Molecular function (GO): protein-disulfide reductase activity
Source: RefSeq, a predicted model, not a curated record